This is a messenger RNA of Grus americana (Whooping crane), 1455 nucleotides long. It is a transcript of the gene CCNI2, whose product is annotated as cyclin I family member 2. Gene Ontology annotation, molecular function: cyclin-dependent protein serine/threonine kinase regulator activity. The transcript is spliced from 6 exons. Gene Ontology annotation, biological process: regulation of cyclin-dependent protein serine/threonine kinase activity; mitotic cell cycle phase transition. The record is from RefSeq and is a predicted model, not a curated record. Gene Ontology annotation, cellular component: cyclin-dependent protein kinase holoenzyme complex; cytoplasm; nucleus. Lineage: Eukaryota; Metazoa; Chordata; Aves; Gruiformes; Gruidae. The coding region runs from base 835 to 1455 and encodes 206 amino acids.
GAUCCCAGAGAAUAACCAGCCGCGAGCGUGGAGCACCAAAACAACCCCCCGGCUGUGAGAGUUGCGCUGUGUUUUUGCCAGAGGGCUGUAGGCAAGAGCAGGAACGUGGACAGAAUUGAUCUGGGGCAUCCAGAAGGGUUUCUGAUCUCACCCACCAAACUCACCGGUGUGUCGCAGGGCCGGGAACGCGCCGGUAAUGACAGGACGGGGCCAUUCCCUCACCCCCAGCCGAGCGUCACCAGGUGGGACCAGCCCACGCGGGCUGAGACAACAUUCAUCUGAGAAGAGCCAAGCUGUUUGGACCAGGAGAGCAGUGAUCUGGUGAUCCAGCGGAGCCGCUCCCCGUGAGAUCAAGCUGUGUGCAGGACAAGGCUGCGCUUUCCCAGGACAAACACAGUCACCCGGGGGGCUGCAGUCAGAGACCCUCCUAGAGACCCUUCUGUGCUGAGAAGGGCUUUCUCAGCUUUCUCUUGCUUUUUGUACCUUUAUUACACAGAAGUUACUCGCUUCAGCAGCGCCUGCGGGCAAAGGGCACUGAGACACCUCACGGAUCCGUGGCGGGGCUCCGCCGGCAUCGCCGCCACCCUCCGCCCUUCCCGGGCUGGGCCGGGGCGGGUCCUGCGCGCAGCCGCGGAUGGCAGCGGGCGGUGCGGCCCGUCCCGCCCGGCCGAGCCCCGCCGAGCCCCGCCGAGCCCCGCCGCGCCGCUCUCCGGCCGCGGGACCGCACCGAGCGCCCGCCCGCCGCCCCCAUGCCCGUGCGGGCCCGGCCCAGCACCCCCGGCGGGGACGGUGAGGACGCGGCUCCCAUCAGGGAAACUGGCUCAAAGACUUGCCAUGAAGUGCCCUGGACCUCCAGAGAGCUCGAGACUUGCCUGCUUCCUGGAAAAUGCCUUAGCGAGAGAGGCUAGGAUUUGGAAAGUGCCAGUUUUCCAGAAUCUCACCCUGAAGGGCACAGAUAUCUCUCUGUCAUGUUACAAGAAAGUGGUUCUCUGGAUUGCAGAAAUAAGCUCUCGGUUCCAGUUUUACCCUGAAACGUUUGCCUUAGCUACCAGCAUCCUUAAUCGGUUAUUGGCAUCAGUAAAGGCCCAAUUAAAAUACCUUCAGUGCAUAGCAAUUUCCUGCCUUGUCCUCGCAGCAAAAACCAAUGAAGAAGAUGAGGUAAUACCAUCGGUGAAGAUGCUCGCAGUGCAGAGUGGUUGUAAACGUUCUCCAGCUGAGAUCUUGAGAAUGGAAAGAAUUAUACUAGAUAAGCUUCACUGGGAUCUUUACACAGCAACACCAAUGGAUUUCUUAGACAUCGUAAGCACUAAGUUUUGCAAAUUCUUUUUCUUUAAAGAAACAGCUCCUUAUCAAAUAAGACUAGAAAACACAGAUGCGCACACAUACACACACCCACACAUCCUUCCCAAGGUGCUUUGCAAACUACCCGUUCGUAGCUAUCUGCAAGUCUUUUGA